AUGGUCUUUGGACUCUUCAACACGGCCGACGCCUCAAAGCCUGAGGACGACGACAAGGUCACCUCCGCUACCGAGGGAGAGCCCGCGGCUGACGGCCCCGCCCCUUCUCUGCCUGAGAAGUCGGCCGAGAGGCCCAAGGAUGUAGCCAAGGACGCCGCCGUUGGUCAGGAAGACGGCUCGACCUCAGAAACCGUUCAAAAGGAUGCCACUAAAGAGACGGCGGCAGAGGAUGCCUCAGACGGCCCCAAGGCAGCGGCAACGGAGACGGCCGCCGCCACCAACGAAAAGGGCGUCGACGUAGACGAAGUCUCCCCGCAGGCUCCGUCGCCGGAGACGAAGGGCGCAAGACCCCCCCGUGCCCGCCCCAAGCUACGACACCCUGCGCGAGAUGGCCGCCCUCGACGGCGCCCGCUCCGCCACCCCGGUGCUCGCCAAGAACCCGUUGGAAAAACCACCUACACCAUUGUGCCCGAGCAGCUCGCGGAAAAGGCCCCCUCCACACCGGAUGCUACCCCCAAGACACACAUUACCCUCCCCGGCCGGAGGACGUCGCGCGAGUCACUGGUUAAGAAGCUCGAGAAGAUUGAGAUUAAGAAGCUGGGCCAGCUGUGGUGGAUCGAAGCGGCCUGGUGGGGCGUGGCGCUUCUAUCCUUUAUCAUCAUCGCCGCCGUCCUAUCCGCCUACGACAACCAUCCGCUUGCCACCCUCCCUCUCAAUCUUAACGCCUUCCUCGCCUUCUUCACCACCGUGGCCACCAUUUCCUUCCUCACGCCCGUGUCGCAGUCUCUCUCGCAGUGGAACCGCUCCCUCCCCGGCUGCGUGAUGCUUCUGGCUAAGCUUAAGCACACGCACAUUGCUAGCGCCGGCGCUUUUAUGGGUCUCCUGGCCCUCUUCACCGCCACUGUCACCCAGGCCGCCGUCGGGUACCAGCACGGACACGCGCCUCUACCGGGCGAGGGCGCCGCCGUGGUCCGGGCCGCGAGAAUCCUCGGAUCCGAGCAGGAGGGCGGCUUCGCGGACGGCAUCGUCGGCGCGCUGGGCCUCGACGUCUUGCCCUUCCGACUUCCCGUGACCUGCGCCACCGCCGAGUGCGAGUUCCCGGCGCUGGAGAGCUUGGCUGUGUGCGCCAAGGUCAGGGACGUCACCUCGCUGCUCACCGAGCCCGGCGCAGCCAGGGCCAACAGCACGACGGGGACCUCGAGAUCGGGAAAGAGGGCGGCGUACUCGGCCGCACUCCCGAGCGAGGCCAAGUGCUCCCUCGAGUCGGAUAGCGAGUUCAAUGUCUUGGCCUGCAAGACGGACGGAUCUACAACACUCUCGUUUGGUGAAGAUGACGACGACGACGACGACGACGACGACGAGAACCUGCGAAAGACGGUGAUUUAUUCCAUGCCCAUCAUCUACUCCAACCCCAACUCGACGGAAUCCCCCAUCGGAGCCAAGUUUGAGGCUGUCGAAAUCGUCUUCCACCUCUGCCUCAACACGUACGAGACCAAGGUGACAGACGGCGUCGCCGAGUUUAGCGUUACCGGGUCCUCGUACGCUGUCGGCUCCGAGUCCGCCGACCGGGAAGUCGACGUAUCCUGCGCCGUCCUCCGUAGCACGGACACCAACUCCACGACUGCGGCACCCACCAACUGCACCGUCUCCCGGGGUGGCGUUCCCUCGGACGCUUUCCUGGAGCUGGACGGAGAGGACGGCAUCUACAAGGCCCACUUUGCUACGCUCGAGGAUAUGGCACUGACCAUGAACGAGGCACUGAGCGGGCUCUACGAGCGGGAACCGUCGCAGCGGGUUGUUGGGCGGCAUAUAGAGCAUAUUGCCGAGUCGGUCGUGUUUAACGGCGACCAGGAUAAGCAGCGGGACAGGAUCUCUCGCAUGGCUGACAAUAUUGCCGUCAGUCUUACCAAUACAAUCGGUGCCAAGCAGCUCUCAGCCCAAACUCCGGGAGCCAACCCCGUGUCAGGCACCGCCUUUCUCCCGGAAACCCGCAUCUCGAUCCGCUGGGGCGCCCUGACGCUCCUCAUCCUGCAGCUCAUCGGCGCGCUCGUUUUCCUCGUGUACACGGCCAUCGCCACGCAGCAGGCGGGGUGCCAGGUCCUCAAGAGCUCCGCGCUCGCGACCCUCUUCGCGCUCGAGGAGGACUGCCGCGGCGUCGCGGGGGCCUCGAGACAACCGAGGGUAUGCGGCGCAAGGCGAGGGUCAUGCUCGUUCGCCUCCGUGACGAGGCUAUUGUCCUGGCCGGCGAGGAGAGCGGGCGGGUCGUGGAUCUGGGCGUGCGAGGGAGCGUAG
Molecule: messenger RNA, 2292 nt
Organism: Parascedosporium putredinis
Lineage: Eukaryota; Fungi; Ascomycota; Sordariomycetes; Microascales; Microascaceae
Source: the annotation of a GenBank genome assembly